UUAAAAGAAUCACUAUAUUUAAAAUAAAAAAUAACCAUUUGUAUAUUCUACAAAUUUUAAACUGAUCGUACAACUAUUAAUAUCUUGAAUUAUAUGAAAUUAUAAGAUUUUAAUUGGUCAAUCGCUAAAUAUAUUUGUGUUCCGCAUGUGCCUUACAGUAUUUAAUGAAAACGUACUAAAUCAAUUUUUUGGAAGGUAGCAGUUCAAUGGAUUACGAAUUCAAAAUUAAGACAGGUAAUGAAAGAGCUAAAGUUGAAGAACUUUUCGACUACGAAGGAUGUAAAGUUGGAAGAGGUACUUAUGGUCAUGUUUAUAAAGCAAGAAGAAAAGAUGGGGACAAUAGUAAGGACUUUGCAUUGAAACAAAUUGAAGGUACUGGAUUAUCAAUGUCAGCAUGUCGUGAAAUCGCUUUAUUACGUGAGUUGAAACAUCCAAAUGUAAUUAAUCUAAUUAGAGUAUUUUUAUCACACAAUGAUAGAAAAGUGUGGUUACUUUUUGACUAUGCAGAACAUGAUCUUUGGCAUAUUAUUAAAUUUCAUAGAGCAGCUAAAGCUAAUAAAAAACCAGUCAUGGUUCCUAAAGGAAUGGUGAAGUCAUUACUGUUUCAGAUCCUAGAUGGAAUACAUUAUUUACAUUCUAAUUGGGUGUUACAUAGAGAUUUGAAACCAGCAAAUAUUUUAGUGAUGGGUGAAGGUCCUGAAAGAGGACGAGUUAAAAUAGCUGAUAUGGGGUUUGCUCGGCUUUUCAAUGCUCCAUUAAAACCACUUGCUGACCUUGAUCCAGUUGUGGUCACUUUUUGGUAUCGUGCACCUGAACUUUUAUUAGGUGCAAGACAUUAUACAAAGGCUAUUGACAUUUGGGCAAUUGGAUGUAUAUUUGCUGAAUUGUUAACAUCUGAACCUAUUUUUCAUUGUCGUCAAGAAGAUAUCAAAACAAGUAAUCCAUAUCAUCAUGAUCAAUUAGAUAGAAUUUUUAAUGUAAUGGGUUUUCCUCAAGAGAAAGAUUGGGAGGAUAUAAAAAAGAUGCCUGAACAUCAAACUUUAAUGAAAGAUUUCAAAAGAUCAAAUUAUUCAAAUUGUUCUUUGGUGAAAUAUAUGGACAGACAUAAAGUAAAACCAGAUAGCAAAGCAUUCCAUUUGUUACAAAAACUGUUGCUGAUGGAUCCUAACAAAAGAAUUACUUCAGAACAGGCUAAACAAGAUUCAUAUUUCCAAGAAGAUCCUACACCCACUUCUGAUGUUUUUGCUGGUUGUCCAAUUCCAUAUCCAAAAAGAGAAUUUCUAACUGAUGAUGAUCAAGAUGAUAAAGAUAAACGUCAGCAAGCAACAAAUGGUGCACACUCUGAUCAAGCUGGCAGUCAUCACAGUCAUCAACAACAACAUGCUGCUAAUCAAAAACGAAUGCGUAUGAAUGGACUUGGUCAACAUCCUAGUGUUAAUCCUGGAACAGUUAUGUCACAAAAUGUUCAACAGCAACAACAACAGCAACAGCAACAGCAACAGCAACAACAACAACAACAACAACAACAACAGCAGCAGCAACAACAAGUUCAACAACAACAAGUUCAACAGCAACAACAACCACAACUCUCACAACAACAACAACAACAACAAAACUCACAACAACAACAACAACAACAACACCAACAACAACAGCAGCAGCAGCAGCAGCAGCAGCAACAACAACAACCACAGCAACAGCACCAACAAGACUUCCAUCAUGUGCCUCAGCAUCAACAGCAAAUGAUGUAUUCUCAAGGUAAUCCUAAUGGACCGGGCCCAAAUUAUUCACAAAGGUUUUAAUUUUUGAUUUUUUUCUUUUUUGACUGACGAAUUUUUCUAUCAAUACCUUUGUGCGGUAUAUUUUAUAAAUGUUUAGAACUAAGUUGAAUACUAUACGAUUCUACUAAUUGUCACGACUAAGGAAUUUGUUCAAAUAAUUAGGUUGAAUUUCUCUGCCUGUUAAGUUGAGAUUGUACUGUGUUAUUUUCUUAAUAAAAAUAACUAUUAUAGCAUUCAA
Sipha flava (yellow sugarcane aphid) is the source of this 2019-nucleotide messenger RNA. RefSeq names its product cyclin-dependent kinase 8 (gene Cdk8). The record is from RefSeq and is a predicted model, not a curated record. The transcript has 12 exons. Lineage: Eukaryota; Metazoa; Arthropoda; Insecta; Hemiptera; Aphididae. Gene Ontology annotation, molecular function: ATP binding; cyclin-dependent protein serine/threonine kinase activity; RNA polymerase II CTD heptapeptide repeat kinase activity. Gene Ontology annotation, biological process: protein phosphorylation. Gene Ontology annotation, cellular component: mediator complex; nucleus. The coding region runs from base 207 to 1802 and encodes 531 amino acids.